Microplitis mediator is the source of this 1910-nucleotide messenger RNA. RefSeq lists its product as uncharacterized. NCBI's taxonomy places the organism in Eukaryota, Metazoa, Arthropoda, Insecta, Hymenoptera, Braconidae. The transcript is spliced from 3 exons. The coding region runs from base 198 to 1886 and encodes 562 amino acids. The record is from RefSeq and is a predicted model, not a curated record.
UAGAUAAAGAUAAUUCUUUAUGUUACCUCGACCAGUCAAAAUGACGAUUGAUUUUUAGUGUACACGAAGCUUUUAACCUUAAGGCAUUUAUGUCUAAUCCAAAACUAUAUCAGUUUCUUGACUUAGAAUUAGUUUUGUAGAACAAUAAAAAUACUCGUAUUACGUUACAGAAAUUAAAAAUACAAAUAAUUGAAGAAAUGUAUGCGAUAAAAAAUAAAUUAUUACUUAUCAACACUAUUGUACUUGUUAUAAUAAGUAUUAAUGCUAAAAAAGUGCCAUUAUUAGAAUUGUCCGUUGGUGACAUCAUUAAUAUAGAUUAUUUAAAGGAAUGGUCAAUUGAAACUGUCGGGAAUAUAUUUGAUGGUUAUAAUGCAACAAAAUUUACUAAGACUGAAGAUUUCGUAGAUUCUCAUCACAUUAGCUUCAAAAAAAAAUGUUGUUUAUCUCUGAAAUCUUUAGCAUACUAUGACUACCCGGAAAUCAGUAUUGAUGAUACUGAAUCUGAUCCAACAAGAAUACUUUACAGCACAGACAGGCAAAAAUAUAACUACUUUGGCAUUAGCCAAGAUUAUGUCGACAGUAAGUAUUUAUAUGGUAUCGUUAAAUUAUGUAAGAUCGUCGAAACCCGAAAUUUAAAAAUUCAAGUGAUUGAUGAGAGUGAUUUUCCAAUUGUUAAUCGUCACCAAAAUUACAAACUACUGCUCGACGAAUCAGCCAUUUUACGAUUAAAAGGAAAUAAUGAAACGCAUUUCGUGUCAUCCAUCACUACUGGAGACUGUCUAUUCCAAGUUUAUGUUAACAGAGCAGACAUAUGUAAUUCAACAGAUCAAGGCCGGAAUAAAAAAAAUUUUGACAAUAAUUUUUUCGAGUCUUCUUUGUAUAAAAGCAGCGUUGUAAUUGCCAGUCACAUGCAUGAUCGUCAAAAUAUGGUCAAUGAAUACUUGAAUAAAUCUGGAAAAUCACUUUAUAAUUUACAAGAUGGUCAAGAAAUACCGUAUAACAAUAUUAUGAAUCUUCUCGAUAAAUGUGUUGUGGUUAAUUUUAAAUUACAUUCAUUACCUGACUUAUCUAAACUAUCAGAUAGAAAAAUACAGGAAUCGACAGUACACACAACUUCGCUAGAAUGUUUGGUACCAGGCGACAUAAUAAAUGCCGAUAAGUUAAAAAAUAUUGAUUCAUCUAUGACGAUAAGUAACAUCUUAGUCGACGUAUCCGAUGGAACAACUAAACCAUUUGUUACGUUUAAUUACACCGAUUGUUAUGAAUAUAACGAUAACGAUCCAGUCACCCUUGAUUUUGUUACUUAUAAAUCGUACCUUCAUUAUCCAACAGAAUCUUUUUAUAAGUUCAACGUUUUCGACGAAAUAGUUAAGCGCAAACAUUACGGAGUUCAUCGUAAAUAUUUAAAUAAAAAGUACAAGUGUUUGAAGAUUACUAUCUGCUCUGAAUUCAAAAGACGAAAAUUGAUUAUUCCGUCUGUGCGUGUAAUUAAUUUGGGCCAACAGACCAAUAAUAGUUCAAUUAUUUUCAACAGUGAGAAUCUCGUCCUACGCUAUACGGAUAACAAUGAAACACACUAUGUUGCUCGUACAGAAACAGGAAAUUGCUUGUUCCAGUCAUUAAUAUUUCCAAAUGACGACGACAUCCCUGAUGACAAAAAAAUAACUUCGCCACUUCUAUACAUGGGUAAAAUAAUAUCAGCAAAUAACAAUCAUGAUCUUGAAAAAUGGGCAGAAAGUUUUGUCAAUAAUCUGACAAUAACUUCUCACAAAACUCUUCACGCUGUAGGAAGUAACCCUAUAACCAGAGCAUCUUUCUUUUCAGAACUUUCUCUUCGUAACGAUGACAAUACUCUUACAAAUAUUUAUUUAGAUAAAUUGUAUUGAAAGUCUCGAGUUCAACAAUAAAAG